AUGACAGAUUCAAGGGAAACUGAAGUUAAUGAACUUAUAAAGUCCAAUAACUAUACGGCUCUUGCAGCAUUCUGCCGAAGCUAUGAGAAUUUAAAUGAAUUAAUGACGAAUUUCUUAUCAUUCCAAGGAAAUGAAAUCAAAAAACUUACACUUCAAGUAAUUUCCAAAAAUUUCCGUUUUAAUGCUAAUGAAAUGCCUAACGAAAUCAUUCCAAUCAUAUAUUCUUUUUUGUUUGAAGUUAUUCCACAGAAUUAUAAUUCGUUACAAGCAACACUGGCAGCAGAAAUAGCUGAAUCGCAAUCACUUUUCGUAUUAUACAAUUAUCCAAAUAACUAUCCUAAUAUUUUUAAUACAAUUUUUGAAUUUAACCCAGUUAUAAUUGCGGAAUUCUUAGUAUCUUUCGGAAGGGAAACAUCAGUUCUCUCACCACUACGAUUGGAAUUAUUUUCGAACUUAAAAGGUUCUCUCCGCCAAUCUGGAAUAUUAAAUUCGAUUCUUGAAUACACAUGUCAACUAUUAGAGUCGGAUAUUCAAACAGCUCUACGAAUAUUAGUUGAAUUAACACCAUGGUGCGAUUUAGACUUUAUAAAUAAUCAAGAUGUUUUGCGUCUUCUUCAACAUGGCAUUGAAACAAAGCCAACAACAGCAAAUGCGCUAACAGUAUUCAAUAAUAUUAUCAAACGUAGCAUAAAUGAUUCAAAUAUUUCAGAUUUGAUUUUUAAUUUCGCGAACAUUGAAAAUCUCACACAGAUUCUUCAGACUUUUAACGAUUCCGAACAAAUACAAAACGCAGUUGCAAUUUUAAUAUCAAAUGUCGGAUUAAUUACUUAUGAUGCUUCAUUUUACGAAUUUUCACUUCAAUUACUUACUAUUAGUGAGUUUUGUGCUGUUACGGUAUCACCAUUUAUUUGUUUUUACAUUAGUCAACAAAGUGCAGAAUCAUUUGACUUCGAAGCAGCUUUCCAGCUUGGAUUCGAGCAUCUUGUUACAUUCUUCAACUCAGAUAUCACACCCGCUCUCUAUUUAAAGAGCAAAAAGUACGCAAUUGCUUUUUCAAAUAUUUGCGUUACGACAGUUGAAUGCCAAAUGCGCUCUGGUGCCUUCACAAAUCUUGAAGAGUUCAUAUUCUCGCCAAUUGGCGAAACAGAUCCAACAGAAGCACCUGCAAUUAUCGGUGCAUUAACAUUUUUCGGAAAACAGUUACUUUCCAAAGGUUAUAUAUACAACAAAUACCUUGAUAUGUUCAUCCAAAAGACAAAAUCCAUAUUAACAAUUGAACAGCCAUAUUCUCCACAACAAAUUAUCUCAUUCUGCACUUUUGCUGAGUUAUCUUACACGGGAGCCGACAAAUUCCGUCAAGCAGACACAAUGCAAAUGCUUUCCUUGUUUGUUAACAUCAUGCAGCAGUCGCAACUCGAUACAGAAUCACUUUCUUUCUUCAUGAGCUUAUUCACAGAUUUCACUUCUUAUCAUUCUGGACGUCUGAAGAGUGAAGCUAGUGAAUUAAUAGAAGAUUUGAUUGGUUCAUGGAAUCCGGAGUGUAUUUCUGUUGGCACAGGAUUAUUAAUGGCAGAAAUGAACUCUGAACAAAGAUUUGCUGAAUAUUUAUCUAAUUUUGAAAGCGCUAUUUCUCAAUCACAAUCCGGAACACCUGAAUUCAAUAACAUUAUUCUUUGUACAUUGACAUUUAUGAAGAUGAAAACUAACAAAAAUACUGAUAACUCUCCUUAUAUUCCUUUCUUGGAAGGUUUGCAACAAUAUGUUAUAGGAGAUGACCAUUUAACAAGUGUUUACAUUGAAGCAGCAACUGCUUUGUUAACAACAGAUAUUUUUGAUUUUGUUACAACAUUUAUUCCCAAUGUUGUUGGGCCAAGAGGUUUGAGAUCAUUGAUCUCUAGCCUUUUGAAGUAUUUCAAGUCCCAAAUUAUUGAUAAUGAUGAAUGGUUGAACAACUACGAACAAGCCAUUUUUAAUAGUUUAUGCGCUUGCCUUGAUGUUGAUAGAAUCAAGAAGGAAAAGAAUAUCUUUAUUGACACGGCUUUCGAUGAAUUUGCUGAGACAUUUAAAUUAAACAGAUCAAAAUUAACCGAAGAAUUCCAAUCCGCUGUUUUCGAAUACAUUAGAAACAUCUACUUGCAAAUCAUGGAUAGACCAAAGAUAUUCACAUCUGUAACAAUGAUGUUUAAAGAUUUCGCUAAAAAUUAUCCAGAACAAAUCUAUGAAAUACUCCAAAUAUGCCCUGUUUCAUUUACUUUGGCUAGUGAAUUGGAUCAAGAUGCUUCUGGUUUGUUCCAACUGUUUAAGAGAACACAGAAAUUCUUCCAGUCUUUGAAUUCUCUUAAUCCAGAGAAAGUGCACGAAAUAUUAAAUAAUGUCAGCAAUUUAGGCUUACAGCCUGAAUCGAUUGAAUCUUUCUUGCUUGAUCCUGAUGAGAAAAUGUCUACAGAAGAUGCUAGAAAAAACUACAUUGAUAUGAGAAAAGUUAUUUCAUCAUUAGGAAUUUAA
Trichomonas vaginalis G3 is the source of this 2505-nucleotide messenger RNA. RefSeq names its product armadillo (ARM) repeat-containing protein family. Lineage: Eukaryota; Parabasalia; Trichomonadida; Trichomonadidae. The record is from RefSeq and is a predicted model, not a curated record. The transcript has a single exon. Bases 1 to 2505 code for a protein of 834 amino acids.